Messenger RNA from Vombatus ursinus (common wombat), 6315 nucleotides. RefSeq names its product G protein-coupled receptor kinase 3 (gene GRK3). The coding region runs from base 10 to 1950 and encodes 646 amino acids. Gene Ontology annotation, biological process: G protein-coupled receptor signaling pathway; regulation of signal transduction; protein phosphorylation. Gene Ontology annotation, molecular function: ATP binding; G protein-coupled receptor binding; G protein-coupled receptor kinase activity. The transcript is spliced from 20 exons. The record is from RefSeq and is a predicted model, not a curated record. Lineage: Eukaryota; Metazoa; Chordata; Mammalia; Diprotodontia; Vombatidae.
CGGAAUUUAAUGCAGAAGUAUCUUAAUGAGAGAGGUGAAUUAACAUUUGACAAGAUUUUCAAUCAGAAAAUUGGUUUUUUGCUUUUUAAAGAUUUUUGUUUAAAUGAAAUUGAUGAAGCUGUCCCUCAGGUGAAGUUUUAUGAAGAGAUCAGAGAAUACGAAAAGCUCGGUUCUGAGGAAGAGCGUCUCCGGAGGAGCCGGCAGAUCUACGACACGUUCAUAAUGAAGGAGCUUCUGUCUUCUUCCCAUGUAUUCUCAAAGCAAGCUGUAGACCAUGUACAAACUCAUCUAGCCAAGAAAAAAGUGCCCUCAAAUCUUUUUCAGCCAUACAUAGAAGAAAUUUGCGAUAGUCUUCGGGGCAACAUAUUUCAAAAAUAUAUUGAAAGUGACAAGUUCACUAGAUAUUGUCAGUGGAAAAAUGUUGAGCUAAAUAUCCAUUUGACCAUGAAUGAUUUCAGUGUACAUAGGAUUAUCGGCCGAGGAGGAUUUGGUGAAGUAUAUGGUUGCAGAAAAGCUGACACUGGAAAAAUGUAUGCGAUGAAAUGCUUGGAUAAAAAGAGGAUCAAGAUGAAACAAGGAGAGACGUUGGCCUUAAAUGAGAGGAUCAUGUUGUCCCUUGUCAGUACGGGGGAUUGCCCUUUCAUUGUGUGUAUGACCUAUGCCUUCCAUACCCCUGACAAGCUGUGCUUCAUCCUGGACUUGAUGAAUGGGGGAGAUUUGCACUAUCACCUCUCCCAGCACGGGGUGUUUUCUGAAAAGGAAAUGAAGUUCUAUGCUGCCGAAAUCAUCCUGGGCUUAGAGCACAUGCACAACCGUUUUGUGGUUUACAGAGAUUUGAAGCCUGCCAAUAUCCUUUUGGAUGAAUAUGGACAUGUGAGGAUAUCAGAUCUUGGGCUUGCCUGCGAUUUUUCCAAAAAGAAACCACAUGCUAGUGUUGGCACCCAUGGCUACAUGGCUCCCGAGGUGCUCCAGAAGGGGACCGCGUACGACAGCAGCGCCGACUGGUUCUCUUUGGGGUGUAUGCUCUUCAAGCUUCUACGAGGUCACAGCCCUUUCAGACAACACAAAACCAAAGACAAGCAUGAGAUCGACCGGAUGACACUUACAGUGAAUGUGGAACUUCCCGAUGCAUUUUCUCCUGAAUUAAAAUCCCUUUUGGAAGGAUUGCUACAAAGAGAUGUCAGCCAGCGACUCGGCUGCCUGGGAAAUGGUGCAGAGGAAGUCAAAAGCCACAUAUUUUUCAGAGGAGUCGACUGGCAGCACGUCUACUUGCAGAAGUAUCCUCCACCGCUGAUCCCUCCCCGGGGUGAGGUAAAUGCUGCAGAUGCUUUUGAUAUCGGCUCAUUUGAUGAAGAGGAUACCAAAGGCAUUAAGCUGCUAGAUUGUGAUCAGGAGCUUUACAAGAACUUCCCUCUGGUAAUCUCCGAACGCUGGCAGCAGGAGGUAGCCGAGACAGUCUACGAGGCCGUGAAUGCAGACACCGAUAAGAUCGAGGCCAGGAAACGAGCCAAAAAUAAGCAGCUCGGCCAUGAGGAAGAUUAUGCUUUAGGGAAGGACUGUACUUUACACGGAUACAUGUUGAAACUGGGAAAUCCAUUUUUGACGCAGUGGCAACGUCGUUAUUUUUACCUCUUUCCAAACAGACUUGAGUGGAGGGGGGAGGGAGAAUCACGGCAAAACCUAGUGACAAUGGAACAGAUUGUAUCAGUGGAAGAAACUCAGAUUAAAGACAAAAAAUGCAUUUUGCUGAGGAUAAAAGGAGGAAAACAAUUGGUCCUACAGUGUGAGAGUGACCCCGAGUAUGUGCAAUGGAAAAAAGAAUUGGUAGAAACCUUUACGGAGGCUCAGAGGUUAUUACGGCGGGCUCCAAAGUUCCUUAACAAACCUCGACCGACUGUCGUGGAGCUUUCGAAGCCUCCACUCAGCCACAGAAACAGCAACGGCCUUUGAUGUGAAGGGACGCUUCUGAGAGACUGUGAGCGCCACAAAGUACUGUGUCCCCACCCCCACACAGGGCGUCGUGUGGAAGAAGAGGGCGCAGAGCUGGGAGUUUGGGCACAGGCACGUUGGCUGGCCUGGAUGGCGGCUGCGAGGACCAGACGAGGAAGCAGAGGAGUUCUCACUGAUGGGAACAAAGUGUUCGCACGCGGUGCGGUGGCCGCUUCUCGCUCUCAUGUCAUUACACCCUGGCGGUGUUGGGAAUCGCCCGUUCUCUUAAACUACUGAAGAAAGGAAGAUUUUGUUUUCUUUGCUACACACUUUAUUUUGGUCGAUACUGAACCUAGAACUUGAAGUGGUUACUACUUAGCCCUUAAAUUUUGACGUUCGAUAUCCAGCCUAUCUCCGGAUCUUCUCGGAAGGAGCCUGGAACCGACAGUGUGCGGUGGUAGAUUACCUUCCAUGUUACCUUAGUGGAUCCGGCCCUGCUGGUGUGAUCUGUCUUUGCUCCAUGCUCCUGGCGAUCAACGACCAACCGUGUGAUUCUCUGAUGCCCUCAGACACGGUCUUCUUUUUGUCCUGGGCUGCAAGGUGGAGAGUCUUUAUGAAAAGCCUGGACUUUGGCCCAUCUCCUUGUUUGUUGUACUCACACACAGUCGCUGCCACUGUUGUCCUUGGGACUUGGGGGUCUAGCCGUAACCAUUGAGGAAGGGGGGAUUAGAGGAGGAGAAUCUAGAGUUCUGUUGUAUCAGUUAGCGAUUUAAGCAAUUUUGGAAUGAAUUUUUGGGAUGGUUGACAGGGAACUUGAAGGCAUUUCUUUUCAAAUUCAGGGCAAGUUGCACUUUUAAAAAACCUUUGAACCUAUUAUGCCCCAGUGGACAUGCUGAGGUAGAGCCACGGCGGGCUUUGGUACGCAUUCUUCAAAGUCGCUCUUCGCCUGUCCUUUUGACGGUUGGAUUUUUCUGCAUUUAAAAAACGAGUGACCUUGCAACACAGUGAUUCUAACUGGUCCCUCCGAAUGUGUGUCCGUGAGAGAUGAUGCCAUGUGACGAAGAAGAAAUCACAUUGCUGUUUGCAUUUUUUUAUAGAAUUACACAAUUUUUAUUAACAGGUGUUAAAAUUAUGAAAAGUGAGUGUCCCAAGUGAGUUUUAAAAUACAUACAUAUAUACAUACACGUCCACUUUCUUUACAUAAUGCCAUUCAUAUGCCCUAAGCAAAUUUAUUCUGUACAGCAGGCUGUAAUAGUCCACAGCGAUGCCGAUGCCGCAGCUCCGAGGGCUGGGCCGGUUCAGGAAUCUUCUUCCUGGUUACUUGUGGCUUAUUUCCUCUCUUCUGAGACGUUCCUUCUGUGCCCCUUUCAUGCACAAAACAAGCUCUCCAUUCUCAGAACUGUUUUUCUUCAUAGCAAAGUGCCAAGUGCCAACAGAUUCCAGAAAUGGUUUAGAAAGUCACCUCUUUUUUGUGUGUGCAAUUGUAUCGUGGCUGUGAAAAGAACUAACAGUUUGAAUAAGCCGACACUCUGCUCUGCCUUCCCUGCCAUCUUCCCUCAAGGUCUACAGGGGUGCCGUGCAUUUAUGUGUGAGCAUUGUGUGAGCCGCAGAAGGGGGUCCCUUUAAUGCAGUGACAGGGCAGAGGCUUAAGGAUGGUUUUCUUGAAAAGCCACCGAGAAAUGGUUUUAGUGUUUGCUGAAAAUAUCCUUACAUUAUUAAAAGAAAUAUGUUUACAUCAGAUGACAGCAUCCUAAGCAAUAUGCUCAACUUUUUAAAAGUGGCAUAUUCCCAGAUACCUUCAUGGAGACUCCAAUUAACCACAGCUGUAACUCCCCUCAUUGUAAUUUGGUCCCCAAGUAGUUUUGUGCAAUACAGACAGUGGUGUUAAAGGCAUUGAGCCCCACCCUGCCUUGAUGAGCGGGCCAGGUGCCAACUCUGUACUUAGAGACUCCCCUGGGUUCUCUCGGGGCCGAUCCUUAGCGAUCUAUGGGUGAUGGUGGCCUUACUGUCCCAGUGUGUCCAGAGAGGGUCAGGGUACCUACAGAACAGAAGCAGCUCCCCAUCCUGGCAGGGGAAUCAGAGGGAUUGAUAGAAUGCCCAAGGAUACCUUCAUUUUUCAAACUCUGAGCUAAAAGGUGGCCUAAAGAGGCCUUUGACUUUGAUGGGAUGGGUCUUAUUUCAAACUCCUGUUAGACACUUCCAAAAUUCACAUGUGGGUUCUAAAACCAUGACCAGGAGGAAUGAGAAGUAGGAGGUAACAAUUAGGAGCCCGUGAUGGUAGCUCUGAAGUCUCACCUGGCGGCCCUUGCUCUGGUCAGUGUCACAGUUGAAGCUGUCCAGAGGUAUUUGUUUGGAAAAUGUUAAACCUUGAGGGAUGAUGGGAAGCAACCCUCUCAUUUUACACACAAGGAAAAUGAGGCCCAGGGGAAUGCAAGGAUUUGUCCCGGUGCAGGAAGUGAGUCAGUGGCCCAGCUUUUUAUCUCAAAUCUGCUCUCUCUUGUUAUCCCACUGCGUGAUCUGGAAUGGGGGAUUUCCAGAAUCAGAAUAGGAAAAAUUGCCUUUAUUAUGUUCCUUGCUGCCCAGGGUGCUAAAUGGGGCAUUCGUUUUCCUGUGCCAUUUUUACCUCUCUACCUUAGACGGGAUUGUUGUGAUCCAGCUAUCACAUCCCUUGACGUUUGUCCCCUCUCCUCACAUCUUUAGGGUUAAAGUUCAGUAAGUGAGCCUGUGAUUUUUAAAAAUUUUGUCUCAAUGCAGAGUAAGUUCCUGAAUUUUAUUUCAUCAGCUCGUAUUUGAUUUUUAAAAUUCAAAUGGUUUAGCAUAGUUAUCUGUGAAGAUAACCUAAAAAACGUCAGGAGCAUAUUUGCAGCAUUUAAAAAUAUUUGACCAAUUACUUCUUUAUUUGCAAAGGAAUAUUUAAAUAUGUCUAAAAAAAUCUAGAUUUUUUUUUCAUAGUUGAUAUAUGAUAAUUUAUGGAAUUUAUUUUUUUAUCAUCGCAUUACUAUUAAUGUAAAUUUUAUUGGUCCAAAAUAUCUUUUUUUUUAAGAUUUUAAACAUUUGUUAACUCAUUUCCUACUGUAAUACUUGGGGUCACAUUUUAUUCAAUGCUUCAGAAUAAUCCUGGCUCAGGAAUCAGAAGCCCCUGCAGGCUUCCAGGUCCACCCCUGAUGCUUCCUCCUCUGUCAGCUUGGGCAAGUCACUUCUCACUGGUGUGGGCCUCAGUUUCCUCACCUGUGAUCUGAGGGGUAGGACUAGACGGGCUCGGAGUUUCUUUCUAGCUCUGCGUCUGUUGUACUAGGACACUUCUGGCGUGGUGAUGGUUUUUCAGCUGAGUUUGCAGAAAUGGGCCAAUUGCCGUGAGAUGACAAAGAAAUUAUGUAACACGGAUGUAAUCUGCAUUGUAGUGGCAACGUCUGUGCAGGUGUUGAGGUCUCAAUGAUUGAGGCAUACUGUGUGUAGGGAGGAAAAAUCAAAAUUUUAUCCCUGUUCAGGUCAGGUUGGCAGCCUUCAGCUUCAGUUUGAGAUAUGCUGACCACACUUGGAGAGAGCCCCACCGGGCCUCUGUCAAAUGUGCCUUAGCCAAGGUUUGGAAACUUCCCCCGUGGGCGUGACGAUCUGCCAAAGGGUUCGAGCCUUCACCUUAAGUAACAUGUAACAUUCCAUUGGGUGCAAAUCCUGACACGCCAUGGAAAAGGCGAUUUUCUGGGUUUGCCAAAUAAGCACACUUCCGUAUCAAAAUCAUGCUGAAAUAUAACCCUUGUCUCAGCCCUUGUGGCCCAGACCGUCCACCCCAGGCUGCUGCUUUGGCCUCCAUGUGGCCACCUUAUCACUAAGCUCCGUGCUGCAAUUGUUAAUGGGGCUGGACCAACCUAAAAGGUCGCAGUGUGUGUAUGUGUGUGUAUCUUCCCACUAAUUCCCCUCCUCUCUGGAGGGCUGAUUAUGCCAGACCUGCCUGUCUUUAUAAUGGGUUGUUUCUAAUGUAUGUCAGCAUUUUUAUGUGCCAGGUAGGAAGAAAAGUCUCCAAGUUCAGCCUUUUUCAUGAAGACACUGUGUAAAUCUGUAUAGAAAUUUAUCACGUGAGAGGCGUAAAAUAAGCCGUGUCUGCAUUUGUGAUGAUCUGUGUAUAGUCACAGUUAUGUUCAGGGAACUGUGUUAUGUGUCCUACGUGCUGCUCUUAGUAACAAAGCCACCGCCUUUCUUCCUGGUCCCCGUGGUGCAUGUGGGACCGAAUCGGUUGUGGAGGCUUUGCCACUAUCUUAUAAUAGUUUAGGGGUGGGGGUUGGAGAGGAAUCGUGGUUUGUAGAAAUGGGGGCAAGGAAGAGACUUCAUUUAUAAGUGAAAAUAAAUCCCCUUACAUAUCAAAGCACAAAAAUAAAUAUUUGAAAAUAA